AUGUCUGGAAGACACAUAAACGUUUCUCAGUUUCUUGAGAAUCUCAACUCUAUUGACGAUUCGCUUGAUUACGGAUCCAGCUCAAACUCGCCUGCUGGCCAUGCGGGUCACGCAGACGGCUCGGUUGAGUCAAUUUCGGCCAAUGUUGGUUCCGGACCAAAUUCAAGAUCCGGACUAGGAAGCAGCAAUAAUAACAAUGGCGGCCAUGGAGUAGGAAGCUCAAGCUCUAAUAACGGCGAUGAAGAGCUUGCUAUUUUCGCCAACACUCAAUUUUUUGAUUUCGAUAUGGGCUGCUCAACCGAUAUUGCCGCUACCAUGGAUGACCUUCUCAUGCAACAAGAGCAACAGCUCCAAUGCUCAAAGGGUGCCUUUAACAAUGGUGCUUCAUCUUCAUCUUCUUCAGGACCUUCUUCAUCAUCUUCUUCUUCGUCUUCCUCAUUAUCAUCAUCAUCUUCUUCUUCUUCAUCUUCUUCAGUACCUCUUCAAAAUUCUUUUCUUUUCCAACAACACACUUCUGCGGACCUUACUUUUGAUUUGGGCAACCUUCAGCAAUUUUCACUGGCUAAUGAAUUACUACCACUUUCGGCCAACUCCCCCACAUCUUCUCUUCACGGUUCUUCUAACACGACUGGGACCUUGUCUAACGCAAAUCCACAACAGGUGAGCUUCAGUAACUCCAGUGCCAGCUACCUUCAACAUCAAUUUACCGAUCCGUUGACUCUUUCCACACAACCUCGUCUUUCUCAUCUUGUUGCGUCGCCUGCUCUCAACUCUAUGAUUAAUCACCAGCAACCAAACUCUCACAGCCAAUUCCAUCAUUUGCAACCUCAGCUCCACCAGAAUUCAUUUAUUCAAAAUCAACAGCAGCCUCAACAACAGCCGCCUCAACAGCAACAACAACAACACCGCAAUAAGGUUUUGGUCUCAUCGCCUCAAGUUUUGCCCAAACUUGAACAUCACACCUCUCCAGCUGGACCUAUUACCUCACCUUCUCCAGUUUCUCACUCGACUAACUCUACUUCUCUUUCUCCUUCCUCUCCUCUUGCCAAUAACGUUACUUCCUCAACUAGUCCUAUCUCUGUAUCUUCCUCUUCCUCUCCUCUUGCUAAUAAUGUUGUUCCCUCAACCAUCCCAAUUGUUGUUUCUCCAGCCAAGUUCCAUAUUUCUGCUCCUACACAUGCACCUAGUAUACCUGACUCACCUGUUAGGAAGGAUGAAACGAUAGCUGUGCCUCCCCCUAACUCUAAGCGGAGACGUACUGGUACUUCUUCUUCUGUGAGUGUUUCUAGCACUGCAGAGAAGGUGGCUUCAAUUUCUGCUAAGGCCAAGGCAGCAGCAGCUGAGGAAGCUGCUGCCGCUGCCGCUGCUGCUGCUGCUGCCGCUGUCUCUGCUGCUGCUGAUUUGGCAUCUGCUUCUUCAGAGACUGAAGAAAUAGAUUCUAAGAACUUGACUCCAGAAGAAGACAAGCGUCGUCGCAACACUGCAGCUUCAGCUCGUUUCCGUGUUAAGAAGAAACUUCGUGAGCAGCAGAUGGAGCGCACAGCUAAAGAUCUUCAGGAGCGUGUUCAUUCUCUUGAGACGAAGAUUAUGCAACUUGAGAUGGAAAAUAAGUGGUUGCGCAAUCUUGUUGUUGAGAAGAAUGAAGCUCGUGAUAUGACUGAGCUUUUUGACAUGAAAAAGAAGAUCAUGUCGGAGACUACCAUGUCUAAGGUCAAUGCCAAAGUGAAAUGA
Molecule: messenger RNA, 1731 nt
Organism: Magnusiomyces paraingens
Lineage: Eukaryota; Fungi; Ascomycota; Dipodascomycetes; Dipodascales; Dipodascaceae
Exons: 1
Coding region: 1-1731 (576 amino acids)
Biological process (GO): regulation of transcription by RNA polymerase II
Cellular component (GO): nucleus; Cbf1-Met4-Met28 complex
Molecular function (GO): RNA polymerase II transcription regulatory region sequence-specific DNA binding; DNA-binding transcription activator activity, RNA polymerase II-specific
Source: RefSeq, a predicted model, not a curated record